Molecule: messenger RNA, 1803 nt
Organism: Penicillium bovifimosum
Lineage: Eukaryota; Fungi; Ascomycota; Eurotiomycetes; Eurotiales; Aspergillaceae
Exons: 2
Coding region: 1-1803 (600 amino acids)
Source: RefSeq, a predicted model, not a curated record
AUGAUUCCUCAUAGGAGCACCGCUCUCCUGUCUGUAAUUGUUUUCGUCGCGCUUUUGCUUUUCAUCUUUUCGGCCUCUCCGGCCCCUGAUGUCGCCGGGGACCAAGCAAAAGCCACAGGCCCAGCCAAGUUUGUGCCCACACCAAAAUUACCGUCGUUAAGCACGCUUCGCCUACCGUCAUUCCGCCCUCCUUCCCACGAGCAGCCCGAGGAACAGAGCAAUAGCACGCACGGAGAGUCAAAAUGGUACAGCACGCUCGAAUGGCUGAACCCGUUCUCCUCGUCCAUCACGUUGGAUGAGGGUCGCUCGGUCCUUCCUCCCCUUCGCGAACGCAGACCGAUUUACACAUACUACAACGCCAAAUACAAUCCCAACAAAUCCAAUGGCAAGGAUCACAAGGAAUUGCAAAAAGCCGACGCGGAAUUGCUUCUCGCGUGGCGUCGGGCAUGGUUUGCGCAAGGGUUCAAGCCUGUAGUAUUGACUCCAGGAGAUGCAAUGAAAAAUCCCAGCUAUGAGAUUGUUCAAAAGUUAAAACUCGCUCCCAAGACGGAGAACGAGGUGUUCGGCUGGCUUGCGUGGGGCCACAUGGGAACCGGUUUGCUCGCGGACUUCCACUGUUUCCCCAUGGCACGAUAUGAUGACCCCAUGCUCUCGUAUCUUCGCCGUGGAAGCAUCCCAGAGUCAAUCACGCGAUUCGAAAACCUCAAGAAUGCGCUUUAUGCGGCUGACAAGACCCGAAUCGAUGCGGCCAUUCAGAGCGCAGUUCUGAAGCUCACCGAUCAAACACAGUCCUUUGUUGACCUGAUCGAACCGGAAAUGUUCAAGGCCGAAUCACCGAGCGCUCUGGCCUUCUAUAAAUCCGGAGCCAUCACAUCUCGCUACCCCUCCGUACAUGAGAAGAUAGGCCAGAACCCUGCGAGCGGCCAGCGGGCUCUGGUCCAACUGAUCAACUCCCAUCUACACAACAACUUCCAAAACUCUUUCCCUGCCGGAUUGGCCGUGUUGAAACCAUUCCCUCAACAUACCACCGCGCUGGUAGAACCUGCGCUCCGGUUGGCAAAGGCCCUCAUCCAGUGCCCCGAGUCGCCCAUUCCCGAGUCAUGUCCACCAAAUCUCCCCGAAUGCCGCCCAUGUGGCUCUGCAAAGCAACCCAUGCGUAUCAGCCAGCCCUCCACCUACAAGAACACUACCUUCCUAUUCACCAUUGGCACCCUUCCUCACCCCUACACCCUCAUUAGCUUGAAGAAGAGCUCGGAGGAAAUCACCACACCACAAGUUCGCCGGGAAACUGGGCGUGACGAAUGGCUGUACGAAGUGACCAAGGAUGACCUUGGUCCCGAAUUAGGCUCUUCGUCCCGGGGAGUCAUCUUCAAACAGGUUGUCGCAGGAGAAGAUGCAGUUGGCACUUCACUUUGGAUGACGGUGGAGUCUCUUCCCGCAGACGCAGGCCAGAGUCUCCCCGCGGAGCUGUUGGACGAGUUUGAAUGGCAGUUUGGUUUCAAGAUCCCUCGUGGGGGUAAGAUAGAUCCUGCAACCGAGAACAACAAGGAAACCGCCAAGAGCGCACAGGAUCACACUCCUAGCGAGCAAGGAGUCGGUAAAGAGUACGAGCUGAUCCGGAAGGCUCGCGAGGUGAUCAAGGACAAGACGACAAACCGCAUCAACAUCAAGGAUGUUGUCGAAGCCUGGAACCUCGCUGACACAGAGGUCUGGCGCUUCGUCAAGGCUUACCGAGCCCGAAGCGUUCUCGAGCGUCAGAAAUGGGAACAGGAAGAGAAAGCUUUUGCUGGUUCAAGGCCAUGA